AUGGGGAAGACAAACGCUCAGUUCUGGGCUAGCUUCUUGGGACCAAUAUUUUUGAAGAAGAGAGAAUGGCACGGAGCGUUGAAGCGAAGUAAAGGGAAGGAAAAGAUUGGAGCCUCAGGAGUUUUUAUAUUUGAAAAGUUCAACUUCGUUCCUGAGUCUCGAAGUCGCCAACGAGUCACCGGGGCUGUUGAGCCGGAAUCUUUGGGGAGGAGGUAA
This is a messenger RNA of Coccidioides immitis RS, 216 nucleotides long. RefSeq lists its product as uncharacterized. Bases 1 to 216 code for a protein of 71 amino acids. The record is from RefSeq and is a predicted model, not a curated record. NCBI's taxonomy places the organism in Eukaryota, Fungi, Ascomycota, Eurotiomycetes, Onygenales, Onygenaceae. The transcript is spliced from 2 exons.